Molecule: messenger RNA, 1725 nt
Organism: Cephus cinctus (wheat stem sawfly)
Lineage: Eukaryota; Metazoa; Arthropoda; Insecta; Hymenoptera; Cephidae
Gene: carmine
Product: AP-3 complex subunit mu-1
Exons: 9
Coding region: 136-1389 (417 amino acids)
Biological process (GO): intracellular protein transport; endocytosis
Cellular component (GO): cytoplasmic vesicle; clathrin adaptor complex
Source: RefSeq, a predicted model, not a curated record
UAUGCUUGAUUUCUGGUUAUGGCAGGGCUGAAGUGUGUCAAACAGAUCGUAGUGUAUGUUAGAUUUAUAAUUAUCUAGUAGUCAUAUAAUUAUUCAAUUCGAACUUUCGGAACUUGUUAUAUUCAUACCAAGAAGAUGAUCCACAGUCUUUUCAUUAUUAAUUCUUCCGGCGAUGUGUUCAUGGAAAAACAUUGGAAAAGUGCGGUUGCACGUUCACUAUGUGAUUACUUCUUUGAUCAACAACGAAGGGUACUUUCACCUGAGGAUACUCCUCCUGUAAUUGCAACCCCACAUCACUAUCUUAUCAGUAUAUACAGAUGCAAUAUGUUUUUUGUUGCAGUCUGUAUGACUGAAGUUCCACCAUUGUUUGUUAUUGAAUUUCUUCACAGAGUCGUAGAUACUUUUGAGGACUAUUUCAGUGAAUGUACAGAAUCAAUCGUAAAAGAAAAUUAUGUUGUGGUUUAUGAGUUAUUGGAUGAGAUGUUGGAUAAUGGUUUUCCAUUGGCAACGGAAUCUAAUAUACUCAAGGAACUUAUUAAACCACCUAAUAUAUUAAGGACUAUUGCAAACACUGUUACAGGCAAAUCAAAUGUCAGUGCUAUUUUACCAAGUGGUCAGUUAUCAAAUGUACCUUGGAGAAGAACUGGUGUAAAGUAUACUAAUAACGAAGCCUAUUUUGAUGUUGUGGAAGAAGUGGAUGCUAUUAUCGAUAAAACAGGCGCUACAGUAUUUGCUGAAAUUCAGGGCUACAUUGACUGUUGUAUUAAGCUUAGCGGCAUGCCAGAUCUGACACUGUCAUUCAUGAAUCCAAGAUUAUUUGAUGAUGUUAGCUUUCAUCCUUGUGUAAGAUUUAAAAGAUGGGAGUCAGAAAGAAUUUUAUCUUUCAUUCCUCCUGAUGGAAACUUCAGGCUCUUAUCAUACCAUAUAGGAUCGCAAAGUAUAGUGGCCAUUCCCAUAUACGUUAGGCAUAACAUUAGCCUGAAAGAAGCAGGUGGUGGAAGAUUGGAUAUCACUGUGGGACCAAAACAAACGAUUGGCAGAACAGUGGAAAAUGUUACAUUGGAAAUUCCAAUGCCAAAGGUUGUACUAAAUUGCAGCCUAGUGCCGAACCAAGGAAAAUAUUCCUUUGAUCCAGUCAGUAAGAUUCUUCUUUGGGAUAUCGGAAGAAUAGAUGUAUCAAAACUACCGAAUUUAAGAGGAUCGAUCACUAUACAAAACUCAGCUACAGUCAUGGAAUCUAAUCCUGCCAUAAACGUUCAUUUCACAAUUAAUCAAUUGGCAGUAUCAGGACUGAAAGUGAAUCGACUGGAUAUGUAUGGAGAAAAGUAUAAGCCAUUUAAAGGAGUGAAAUACAUUACUAAAGCUGGUCGAUUCCAAAUAAGAAUGUGAACAAGAGUUUAAUAAAUUGUAUUAUAAAUCAGAAAAACGUUUGCAAAACGUACUUCACUUUCUAAAAUUCGAUUUCAUAAUUGAGGAAACUAAUCUGUUCGUGGAGCAACGCGCAUUGCAAAGCAUUUUUAUUAAUAUUCCAAUUUCUAAAUAGAGAUUGGUUUCCUAACAUAGGCUAAAAUUGGGAAAUUGUACUGAUACGGUUGAACAUCUACUUUGUUUUGUUUUCUGAUUAAUAUUUUUAAACACGUUACAACGUUUACUUAUGUAAGAAAAGCGAUAAAUAAAUAUUAUGAUUUCGUAAAAAAUGUAAUUGCUUUAUAAUACAUAAGAUAC